Messenger RNA from Styela clava, 2425 nucleotides. The record is from RefSeq and is a predicted model, not a curated record. NCBI's taxonomy places the organism in Eukaryota, Metazoa, Chordata, Ascidiacea, Stolidobranchia, Styelidae.
UUGCAUAAGUUAAGGUGGGCGUUAACUAAAUAAUUUUGAUAAAGCUUUUUCUACCUAGACUUCAAAAAUAUAAUAAAUCCUAGCUAUGGGAAUGUUUUUAUAUUUGACAAUUUUCGUAUUCAUCUGGUGUCAAAUUGCUUCUGCUCAAGUUCUGGAUACCGUGGAUCCUGUUAAAUGCUAUUCUCCUAUGUAUUGUCUGAACAGCGACGGAAGAAAUCAGCCAUCUUGGAGACAAACUUUUCCCCAGCCUCACUGCUCAAAUUCAAGCCAAGUUAGAAAAGGACUAAAGGGUGAACUUGGCACUAAAGGAGAUAAAGGAGACACUGGCAUCCAAGGAGUCGAAGGACCUCCGGGCCCAGUUGGCUUUCCAGGUGCCAAAGGAAUUCACGGCCCUAAAGGAGAACUCGGUCCUCCAGGACCUAUUGGAAUGAAAGGAUCAAACGGGAUUCCAGGCGCCCAAGGUGAAAUAGGAGCACCCGGAGUACCUGGGCCGAAAGGGGACAUGGGAGACGCUUCUGUAAUUCCAAAUUCACUUAAAGAAGUUCUGAAAGAUAUGCUGGCCGUCACUGCCGAUAUGAACCAGCGUUAUUAUGGCAAGAUAUUCAUUCCUUUAACUUCGGAAACAGGAGGGCAUGAUUAUGCGUCUAAGAAAUGUCGGGAAAUCGGUGGUAAAUUGGCCGAUAUACAAGAUAAUACGCAUAUGGACCAAAUAAUGACGUACGUAAGGAACCACAAAAUGGGAAACGAGGACCGAAAAACGUUUCAUCUUGGAAUGCAAUACAAGUCUCAGCGGCUCUAUUUCAGCAACGCAACCGCAGUACCAGAGGGAAACGGCUUCAAGUGGCGGUCUGGAUAUCCGUACAAAGGAGAUACUCCCUACACAAACAUGUAUUUGGAGGUUGACCGUGAACCAUCAAGUUCUGUUCAAUAUCUCGGGAAUCAGAAUGCCGCCAGUGAGAAUUUUUACGCGUUGUGUGAACCUCAAUGCUCAAAUUCCAGUCAAGGUAUAAAAGGACAGAAGGGUGAACUCGGCCCCAAAGGAGAUGGAGGCGACACUGGCCCACAAGGAGUGGAAGGACCUCCGGGCCAGGUUGGCUCCAACGGAGCCAAAGGAUCUACCGGUCCUAAAGGAGAACUCGGUCCUUCAGGAGCUGCUGGAAUGAAAGGCUCAGACGGGAUUCCAGGCGUCAAAGGCGACACAGGACAGCCAGGCGCACCUGGACCGAAAGGGGAAAUGGGAGAAGCUUCUGUGGUCCCAAAUUCACUUCAAGAAGUUUUAAAAGAUAUCCUGGCCGUCACUGCCGAUCAAAAUCAGCGUUACUAUGGCAAAAUAUUCAUUCCUUUGAUUUCGGAACUUGGAUUGCAUGAUUUUGCGUCUGAGAAAUGUCGGGAAAUCGGUGGUAAAUUGGCCGAUAUUCAAGAUAAUACGCAUCUGGAUCAAAUAAUGACGUACAUAAGACAAAACAAGAUGGAAAAGAAUAGCCGAAUUUAUUUUCAUCUUGGAAUGCAAUACAAGUCUCAACAGCUGUAUUUCAGCAACGCAACCGCAGUACCAGAGGGAAACUUCAAAUGGUCGCCUGGAUAUCCGCACAAGGGAGAUAAUCCCUACAAAGACAUGUAUUUGCAGGUUGACCGUGAACCAUCAAAUAAUCACCAAUAUCUCUACAAUCAGUAUGUCGCCAAUAAUAAAUGUUACGCGUUGUUUCCAAAAGUGGAAAAAUGCUUGUCGCCUGUUGUAUGUGUGGACAGCAAUGGCAACGCUAAACCGUCUUGGCAGCAAAGUUAUAUUCCUGACAGUGAUGACAAGCCGCAAUGUUCAGCGUCCAAUCCUGGUCCUAAAGGAGAGAAAGGGGAACCAGGGACUGAUGGUAAAGAUGGAGAGAAGGGCUCACCUGGGCCUAAAGGAAAUGCUGGUAUCAAUGGAACAAAUGGAGCUCCUGGAAGCAUGGGUCCAAAAGGUAACAAGGGAGACGAUGCGAAUAAUAAAAUAUUGAAAGAGUUUGUCUAUGCUAUGUCGGAUGGUGAGCAAUACUACAAUGGUUCACUAUUUCUUCCGUUAAUCUCAUCGACAUUUGGAAUAAACACAUCCAACAAAAAAUGUCAAGAUUUUGGUGGAGAAUUGGCAAACAUUUACAACCAAGAACAUAUGAACCAGAUAAUGAAAUAUAUAAGAAACAACAAAAUGGGCAACAAAAACAUUAUUCAUUUUCACCUUGGAAUGACAUUAAACACUGUGAACAAAACGGUUCAUACACGUGAUGGGCAUAAAGUUCCAAGUAAAGAUAUUAAAUGGCGUAAGGGAUCUCCGGAUUAUUCUUGGCACGUAAGCGGCAUGGCUCUGGCAGUCAAUGCGGAUGAAUUCAGUACAGACCAAUAUUUAUACCAGUAUUCCAAUUAUCAACGUUACCCUCUCUGUGAAAUUUGA